Molecule: messenger RNA, 6272 nt
Organism: Pipistrellus kuhlii (Kuhl's pipistrelle)
Lineage: Eukaryota; Metazoa; Chordata; Mammalia; Chiroptera; Vespertilionidae
Gene: ZHX3
Product: zinc fingers and homeoboxes 3
Exons: 5
Coding region: 727-4197 (1156 amino acids)
Biological process (GO): regulation of transcription by RNA polymerase II
Cellular component (GO): nucleus
Molecular function (GO): DNA-binding transcription factor activity, RNA polymerase II-specific; DNA binding
Source: RefSeq, a predicted model, not a curated record
CCUCCAAAAAGGCCAGGAUGUGGAACACAAAAGCCGGGAACCUCUGGGGCCGCAGCAUCCGCCCCGGCCCCUUCUUCCCAGCCCCCGCCGGUCCCGCGCGGGGCAGCGCCGCCCGCCGCCCGCGCAUGCGCCGGGGCCCGGCCCGCUCUCGGGAGCGUCAGGGGGGCUCGCGCCGCGCGGAGCCCCGCCCCCCGGCGCCGGAGGCGACCUGGGCGGGGGGCCUCGGGCCACGCCCCCAGCCGGGCCGAGCGGAGCCGAGCGUUUCCGAGCGCGGCCGAGCCGAGCCGAGCGGCCGGGAAUCGGUUGGUGCAGCUGCGUCCCCCGCCGCUCAGCAGUCUGCGGCCCCGCCGCCGCCGCCGCCGCCUCAGCGGGGCCUGCACCGGCCGUCCGGCCGGCCGGCCGCCGGGAGGGAGGCCCGGAGCGCGGGGAGAGCCGCCCGGCCGCCGCCGCCGCCGCUGCCAGGACUGAAUUGCAACUGCAGAAACAACAACAAGGGAACCUUUAAAGAUGCACACGGGACUGCAUAAAGUGGAGAGAGAUACUGGAGAAGCCAAUGAAGUAAGAAAAAAGCAUAUUUCCCAGGUUUAAUAGGGAAAACUUGCUUUCUGCAAACUGAAAAAGCUGCCUUUGGAAACCCUCUGGCCCUCAUGCAGCAGCUGGAACUUGCACUGUGAGGCCUUUGACAGGACAAGCUGCCCCCAAGCCAUCACCCGGAGCGGCUUCGCCAUGGCCAGCAAGCGGAAAUCCACCACCCCGUGCAUGAUCCCCGUGAAGACCGUGGUGCUGCCGGAAGCCGGUGCAGAGGCCCAGCCCGCGGAGGCUCUGCCCGAAGGCCCCCCGCCGGACCUGCCCCCAGAGGCGCCUGCCCCCAGCAGCGAGGUCGCCCAGGCCUCCAGCAGCACCGACAGCGCUGCGCUGGCCAACGGGCAUCCGAGCACUGUGGAUGGCUAUUUGUAUUCUUGUAAAUACUGUGAUUUCAGAUCCCAGGACAUUACCCAGUUUGUGGGACACAUGAACUCCGAGCACACAGACUUUAAUAUAGACCCGACCUUUGUAUGCAAUGAGUGCAGCUUUCUGGCAAAAACUCCUGAGGCGCUUUCUCUGCACAAUGCCAAGUGCCACCUGGGGGAAGCCAGCUUUCGGUGGAAUGUGGCCAAGCCAGACAAUCAUGUGAUCGUGGAGCAGAGCGUCCCUGAGAGCAGCAGUGCUCCUGACGCGCUGGGCGAGCCCAGCGCCGACGGGACCGAUGGACAAGCCGAAAUCAUCAUCACCAAAACUCCAAUCAUGAAGAUAAUGAAAGGCAAAGCUGAAGCCAAAAAAAUCCAUACGCUCAAGGAAAACGCCCCCAGUCAACCUGCCGGUGACACCUUACCGAACCCGCCAGCUGGGGAGGCAGACGCGAAGGAAGCGGACCAGUCCUCUGUCAAUGGGGCGGUUCCCGUCAGCCAGGCACCCACCAACCCGGCCAAGCCUCCCCACACGACCAACGGGCCCCUGCUGGGGACGGUGCCGGUUCUGCCGGCGGGGAUAGCACAGUUCCUCUCUCUCCAGCAGCAGCCCCCGGCACAUGCCCACCCCCACCCCCACCCCCACCAGCCACUGCCCACCUCCAAGUCCCUCCCCAAAGUGAUGAUCCCCUUGAGCAGCAUUCCAACGUACAAUGCAGCCAUGGACUCCAACAGCUUCCUGAAGAACUCUUUCCACAAGUUCCCCUACCCAACCAAAGCCGAGCUCUGCUACUUGACCGUGGUUACCAAGUAUCCAGAGGAGCAGCUCAAGAUCUGGUUCACAGCCCAGCGGCUGAAACAAGGCAUCAGCUGGUCCCCCGAGGAGAUCGAGGAUGCCCGGAAAAAGAUGUUCAACACGGUCAUCCAGUCCGUCCCGCAGCCCACAAUCACCGUUCUGAAUACUCCUCUGGUGGCCAACGCUGGCAACGUCCAGCAUCUCAUCCAGGCCGCCCUCCCGGGCCAUGUUGUGGGGCAGCCAGAGGGAGCGGCGGGGGGCCUUCUGGUCACUCAGCCGCUGCUGGCCAAUGGGUUGCAGGCACCAAGCGCGUCUCUCCCUCUGGCAGUGACGUCCAUCCCCAAGCAGCCAGCGGUGGCGCCCAUUAACACCGUGUGUUCCAACACAGCGUCAGCGGUGAAGGUGGUCAAUGCAGCUCAGUCGUUGCUCACAGCGUGCCCGAGCAUCACUUCCCAAGCCUUCCUUGACGCCAGCAUCUACAAAAACAAGAAAUCUCACGAACAGCUGUCAGCUCUGAAAGGCAGCUUCUGUCGGAACCAGUUCCCGGGACAGAGCGAAGUCGAGCAUCUGACCAAAGUGACCGGCCUGAGUACCAGGGAGGUGAGGAAGUGGUUCAGUGACCGGAGGUACCACUGCCGGAACCUGAAGGGCUCCCGCAUCAUGAUGCCCGGGGACCCCAGCUCCAUCCUCAUUGACUCUGUGCCAGAGGUGCCCUUCGCCCCAGUGUCCAAGGCCCCCGAGGUGACCUGCAUCCCCACGGCAGCCAUCCUGGCCACCCACCCUUCCGCCAAACGACAGUCCUGGCACCAGACCCCUGACUUCACACCAACCAAAUACAAGGAGCGCGCCCCCGAGCAGCUCCGCGCCCUGGAGAGCAGUUUUGCACAAAACCCGCUUCCUCUGGACGAGGAGCUGGACCGCCUGAGGACCGAAACCAAAAUGACCCGAAGGGAGAUCGACAGCUGGUUCUCUGAGCGACGGAGGAAGGUGAGCACCGAGGAGACCGCCAGGGCCGAUGGGAGCGCCUGUCAGGAGGAGGAGGCCGCCGGGGAGGAGGGGGGAGCGGAGGCUGCGGCCGGUGACCUGAGGGUCCCUGGGGAGAAUGGCUCCCCAGACGUGCCCAGCACCCACACCUUGUUUGAGCGCAAAGUCAGCCCCAUCAAGAUCAACCUGAAGAACCUGCGGGUCACCGAGGCCAACGGCAAGGGCGAGCUGCCCGGGCUGGGCGCCUGCGACCCUGACGACGACCCGUCCACCAAGCCGGCCCUGCAGCCGCCCGGCAAGGUGAGCUGCAAAAAGACGGCCCAGCAGCGGCACCUGCUGCGCCAGCUCUUCGUGCAGACGCAGUGGCCCAGCACCCAGGACUACGACUCCAUCAUGGCGCAGACAGGCCUGCCCCGGCCGGAGGUGGUGCGCUGGUUCGGGGACAGCAGGUACGCCCUCAAGAACGGCCAGCUCAAGUGGUACGAGGACUACAAGCGGGGCAACUUCCCCCCAGGGCUGCUGGUCAUCACCCCCGGCAACCGGGAGCUGCUGCAGGACUACUACGUGACGCACAAGACGCUGAACGAGGAGGACCUGCCGGGCCUCUGCGAGAAGACCCAGAUGAGCUCCCAGCAGGUCAAGCAGUGGUUUGCGGAGAAAAUGGGCGAGGAGACCCGGGCCGUGGCGGACACCGGCAGCGAGGACCAGGGCCCCGGCGAGCCUGCAGCUGUGCACAAGGGGCUGGGCGACACCUGCUCAGAGGUGUCCGAAAACAGUGAGUCGUGGGAGCCCAGUGCCCCUGAGGCCAGCUCGGAGCCCUGUGACAUACCAAGUCCCCAGGCUGAGAUGUGUCCGGUCCGUGGUCCUGUGUCCUCCUCUGACUCGGACCUCUGUGACAGGCUGCCUUCCGUGCACGUGGGCAUUGCUCUUUCCGGUUGUGUCUCGCCUUGCUCUGCACACCCUCUCCCGUGGCCUCCUGCUUGUGACGCCCUCUUUGGGCCCUAUUGCCUCGUCUUCCUUUUCUCGGACCAAAAUUGGGGAUUGGAGCAGCUUGUCAGUUCAGACCCCACACCCAGGUGGAGAAAGGCACUCUGCAGGAGAGGAGAAAAGCCAAGAAGAAAUCUUAAACCAAACCUGGAGUUUGGGCUUUUCCUCAAGUAUUCCCCCUUUCCCUUGCUCAGAAUUUUCCUGAGGUCAUUUGACUCACUUUUUGUACGAAAUUUAAAUUUUCAUGUAUCCCACUGCUUUGCAAAGCUCAGUUGUGUUGGAGAAAAGAAUCCUCUAGAUAUGCGAGGUCUGCACAGCCAGCAGUCAGCACGGGUCAGGUUAAUGGGGUUCAGUUCUCCUCCCUCUGCAGGACCCCUGGAUCGGCUUCCUCUGCUGCCUGCCCCUAGCACAGGCCUGCCCAGCCUGGGGGCCAUCUCCCUAUGGCUUGGGGAGCACCUUCCUCAGCAGGUCUCCAGCACCUGAGAAAGGGGGUGUGGAGCCCCAGCCUUCUCCUCACAGUCCCCUCCCUGAGCGAGGCUUCAGUCUGAGGAGCCCGCCUUGCUGGCCUCUCUGGCCCAUUUAUGGUAGCUGAGCCCUGUGACACCAGGGCUAAGGAGACUGGGCAACCUCUCAGCAAAGUGGUGGGUUUGGAUUUAGGCCGAGUGGAUGCAGGUAGCUCUCAUGGGUGCUGUUUGGCUUGCUCCCCAGCUCAGCUGUAAGUCCAGAGGCUUACAGUUCGAAUUCAUUUUGCUGGAAUCUCUAUGUAUCCCAAGUGCAGUCCCACUGGGGGCUCACCCCGGUUCUCCCUGGCUUGGCUGAGCAUCUACACGUAGUUGGGAGGAGCACAGACAGCAUUUGGCCCCAGCGAGUCUGCUUCUCUGGGUUCUUCAGUCCUGAGCUCACUUGUCGAAACUGGCUGUUCUGUGAUCUGCCUGCAAACCUGGCCUCUCCUUUGAGUGGGGCCCUAGUCCUUCACAGACUGGAGACAUGACAGCCUGGAUCCCCCAGGAACCAAGCAUUCUCCCUGCCCCCAAAUCUGGAGCAGGAGUAGGGACCCAAAGUCUGGGAUGGAUGAGGAGACCCUGGUUACCAUAUAGACAGGGCAAGCACCUGCAGCCAGGAGCUUAAAAAUGAGAUUUUAGUUUGCAGUUCUGCAAGGAUUCACAAAGAACAGGUAGUUCCUGCCUUGUUGCCAGCCCGAAGGCUCCCACAGCCCUCAGACCUGGUCACUGCUGUGCUCAGCCUGAGCCAGGCGCAGCGGAGGGAGGUGAGCACGGGGGGCUGUGGUCCCCUUCCCUCCUCUCCUCUCUCCUGCUGUCCACCAGGGGCGGGCGGUGAACCAGGCUCCUGAGAGGGAGUGUUCGCCUGUCUUUGUGCCUCUUCAGGAGACGGCUCUGAUGGUGUGUGUGGGCCUGUGAGCACUUGAGUGUGUCAGUAGCUUCUCUUUGCUAGUGCUCUGUAACUCCUGUUCUUCCCAUGAUGAAUGAGGGUUUAAAAGUGCUCAGUGUAGCUGGGGCUGCAGUGAACUGUUCGGGAUGACACAGGCUGUGCAGACACUGUCCAUAAAAAGCUCCAUCUUCCCCAGGAGUCACACUCCGGAUAGACUGUUCGGGUAAGAAUCUACCCACAGGUCCAUGCUAGUCCUGAGAGAAGGCCACUUGCCCGUGGCUCCUGCCCAUACAGCUGUCUCAGUCCUGCAGUUUACUGGAGCCCAGGUUCCCCAGAGCCAGGAGGGGGCCUGCCCCCGCCCUGCCCCCAGCAGGGUCGUCACUGUGCAGUGAAGCCGGCCAGUGCCAGGGGAGGUGAGCACUGUGCGGAGGAGGCUGCUGGUUUCUGCGCAGCUGCCUUGCCAGCUGUGUCAGGAGGGCCAUAGUGUAAAGAGAAAACACGCCACCCUUCCCCCCUGUCCUCCGGCCAUUGUUUGUUGAGUUCACUGAGCACAGUCUCUCUGGAACUCAGGGAGUUUGCCAAAGGCCUGCAGAUUCCUUCCCGAUGGUCCUGCUUCCUGGCUUCCACCACCGGGCAGAUUCUGGGCUCAGUACAAACCCUUUGUUCCAGAGGGCUGCUGAGGGGGGGGCUGUUGACCAGUGCUCUGGGUUCGCUUCCUGUCUCCCAGAGAUGGCUGCAGAAGUGAUCACCGUGGUGCUAAGAGGCAGCUGCCGUUCCUGUUUGUCUGGAGGCAGAUGAAAACGCUACCUUACCGUGUAGGGGGUCCCACCUCCCGCGGUGGCCCCUGUGAGCGCGCCGAGGGGCGCCUUGUGGCUUUGUCCUUGGCCUGUGGAAGGGGGUUCUGCCACAGGGGCAUGCUUAACAGGUGGUAACUUGCCUUGGGACCAUGGCUGUGCCGAGGCAAGGCUGGCACUGGGCCGUCUCCAGGCUCACCAAGGUCCCUGUCGGGCUGCUGCUAUUUCUAAGAUGCAAAUUGCACAUUUCCUAGGUUUUGUAUCCGUGGACGUGGAUAAGAGAAGGCAACAGGGAAAAACUUCUUGUACAAUUUGAAAUGGGCCGAAAUGGUACUUCAACUCUUUCAAUUGUCCCUAAAUAAAAACUUAAAUACA